AUGGAGCACAAAGUAGCAGUUCUGUCCGUGCUGCUGUUAGUAGUGAUUCAGUUAGCUUGCAUCGAUGCUGACACUGCUUCUAGAUUAGUUCCAGGUCGAUGUCGCCCCCGCACAUGCAAACUAUAUUGUCGAUAUGGAUUUAUCAUGGAUUCAAAUAACUGCCCCACCUGUUCCUGUAGGAUCCUACCCAGGCCAAAACCAAGCCAGUGUGGCCCCGUGUGCAUGAUUUUCUGCCAAUAUGGCAACAUCUUGGACUCCAGAGGCUGUCCCACCUGCAAAUGCAAGCCUGGACCUGCAGCUUAA
Messenger RNA from Candidula unifasciata, 303 nucleotides. The record is from the annotation of a GenBank genome assembly. NCBI's taxonomy places the organism in Eukaryota, Metazoa, Mollusca, Gastropoda, Stylommatophora, Geomitridae.